AAAAAAUUAAAUAUAUAUAUAUAUUAUAUAUGGUAAAGCUAAACUAAGUUAAAUAAAGAUACAUUUAUCUCUCACCUACUGUACAAGCUGGAUGGGAAGACGAAUCAUAAAUUUCUGAUUUUGAUGGAUAAAAAGUAUUAGGAAAAGGUGCAUUCGGUAAAGUAAUAAAAGCAGUUCAUUAAAAAACAAAGAUAACAUAUGCCGUAAAAGAAAUAAAUAAAAAAAAUCUCAAAUAAAAUAACAUGAUAGAAUAUAUAACAAAUGAAGUAAAAAUAAUGUAUUCACUAAACCAUCCUUAUAUAGUAAAACUGUACAAUCAUUUCGAAGAUGAUUUUAAUAUCUAUUUAGUUUUGGAAUAUUUAGCCGGUGGUUAAUUAUAUUAAGUUUUAUGGAAAUAACCAGGCCAUUCUUUUGAGGAAAAAAAGGCUGCUAAGUACAUAUAUUAAUUGACAAAAUCCUUGGAUUUGAUUCAUUCUAAAGGAAUCAUGCAUAGAGACAUUAAACCGGAAAAUAUCCUUCUAGAUUUAGAAGGGAAUAUUAAAUUAACUGAUUUUGGUUGGUCGAAUUUCCUAAAGCCGAACGCAAGUGAAUAUAGGACCACUUUUUGUGGAACUCUUGAUUAUUUAGCCCCAGAAAUGCUUUCAGGGGACCAUAAACAUGAUUUUGGGGUUGAUAUUUGGUCUAUAGGGGUCCUUUGUUUUGAAUUAUUAUGUGGGAUAAGUCCUUUUGCACCAAAAACUAAUUAGUAAAAUUAAGAAUAUGUAGAUAAAGCUACUAGAUAGAAUAUUUUAAACGUUUAAUUUGAAUAUCCGAAAGAUUUUCCAACUAUGCCAAAAGAUUUGAUUAAUAAAAUAUUAGUAAAAGAUGCUAAAAAAGAAUUUCUAUAAAAGAAAUUUUAAAUCAUCCAUGGACUAUGUCUUUAAAUUAAGAUUUGAUAGUCCCUUAAAUUGUGAAAUUAAAUAAAACUAUUACUGAUAAAACUUAAAUUUAGUAAGAUGUAUAGACUGUUUUUACUAAUGAAGAGAUUAUAGAUUAUUCACGAUAAGAUAGUAUAAUUAAUAAAGAAUUUAAUGAAAACGAAGUAAAUGUCAAUAAUAAGUCUUUAUAGAAUAUGAGUUAUAUUUCUACAGGUGGAUAAGAUCUGAAAUAAAAAAUCAUUGAAUAACAAUAAUAAUAAAUAUAAAAAUUGAAGGCUGAUAUAAAUAUAGUGGAGAUUUAAAAAUAAAAGAAAGACUAAGAAUGUGAAUCAUUAAAAUAAUAAUUAUAAAAAUUAAAAAAUAGUUAAACUAAUUAUACUUCAAAUGAUUAAAUGUUAGUAGAUAAAUUAAAAGAAAAAGAUGAAAAAUAUAAUUAGUUGGUAAAAGAAUUUAAUUAUUUAAAAGAUAAAUUUACUAUUUUGGAAUAAUAAUAAUAAAAAAAUACACAAGGAUAAGACUUAAGUUUAAUUUAAAAAUUAAAAUAAUAA
Messenger RNA from Ichthyophthirius multifiliis, 1465 nucleotides. RefSeq lists its product as hypothetical. The record is from RefSeq and is a predicted model, not a curated record. Lineage: Eukaryota; Ciliophora; Oligohymenophorea; Hymenostomatida. Gene Ontology annotation, cellular component: spindle pole centrosome; spindle microtubule; chromosome passenger complex. Gene Ontology annotation, biological process: regulation of cytokinesis; mitotic spindle organization; protein phosphorylation. The transcript is spliced from 4 exons. Gene Ontology annotation, molecular function: protein kinase activity; ATP binding.